Phytomonas sp. EM1 is the source of this 1752-nucleotide messenger RNA. The record is from the annotation of a GenBank genome assembly. Lineage: Eukaryota; Euglenozoa; Kinetoplastea; Trypanosomatida; Trypanosomatidae.
AUGAAGCAGACCCUCACCCCAGCGGCACAGCGCCCACCAGGAGGGGACGUCAGGCCCGGGCUCGACCAGGUCCAAUACAUGGAGGAAUACUACACCAGCCGGAAGGGCCCUUUGUUUGCCACGGCGGUGAUCGCGGGCACCAACGCGGUGAAGCAGGCCAGCACCCUCAUCCCUUUUUGCCACCCGAUCCCUAUUCAAAAGUGCAGUUUCACCUUCCGGCGGCGCGUGGUCGGGGGCGGCUUAAAUUACUCCGCCCUGCCACAUCGCGUUGUGCUGCGCAAGCGGGCCGUGCAACCACCGCCCCCGCAACCCAGCAAGCAGGAAUGCAGUGUCCUGUACUGCUUCUGUACCGUGGCCACGGAAGAAGUCAAGACGGGGGUCGAGAUGGAGGCGCUGACAGGCGCAACGGUAGCAGGGCUGACCCUCUACGACAUGCUCAAGGGGUUGCCUGGAGCGCAAGAGGACGGCCUCGCGAUUGGGGAGGCGUUUAUCUUGGCCAAACGUGGAGGUCGCAGUGAUUUCACAAAGUUGCUCAUGUCUGAGCCAAAUAAGCCCGCACAGGCGACUGUACCCCCGCCUGCAAAUGCUGCUACAAAUGUGCCUUCAUCUAGCACUGAUGUAGACGACAAAAAAGGCCAAUCAAACGCCGAUGCUGGGGAAGAAGAAAGCAAAGAGACCUCCAAAGCAGCAAAGGACGAGAAGUCCGAAGAAGAGGCUGAUGAGGAAGAGGAUGUCACCGAGGAGGAAGAGGAGGAGGAACAAGAGCAGGAGACCAAAGUUGAGCGAAAGCCGAUAAUGUCUCCCCUAAAGGUCGCAGGUAGCAGUACUAGUGCGGUUUCCGCGCGCCCGGCAGGGGAUGCCGGUGCAUGGUGGCGCUCUUCAAGGCACGAGAAAAAACUACAGGAGUUGUACCCUCGGCGCAAGUACGGCGAGGGAUCUCGUGUGUCUCCGCCCGAGAAGGUUCUGCAGAAAAAUCAUACACCUGCACCCGUAAAAAAUAUGAAAGGCAAGUCGGCUACCACCUUGAAACCGGCAGUACACCGUGAGGUCGAGGAUGAGGAUCCGGAACCCAACGACGACGACGACGACGACGACGCGGCAGACAGUGAGCCAGAGGACGUGGAUGAAACACCAGCACCAAGCGGCAUGCAGCGAAAGCACCGAAGAACCGGCCAGUUGACCAAAAAGUCCGGCCGGGCUAUCGUGCGCGAUGCACCUCCCUCCAUAUCGGCACUUCCAUCGUCGAAGUCGACGAAGAAGUCAGUCCCUGUAGCUGCCGGCCGCUUGGCCGGCAAGACAGCGACGCAGGGAGACAAAAAAACACUGCGGGCCACUUUACCGCCUUCUCCCGCCGACGACGGAGAGGAGGAAGAGGAAGAAGAUGAAGAGCAGGAGCGGGAUGAUGAGUACGAAGAGAAUGAUGCAGCUGAGGAGGAGGAGGAGGAGGAGGCUGAACCAGACGAGGAGGAAGUAACGAUGGUAUCAUUAAAGAAAAGUCCAGCGCGGCAAAAGACCAAGAGGGCUCGCACGAUAGCAGCGCCGUCGGAUGAUGAUGAAGGGGAUGAAGAUGUUAAGGCAAAGCCACUUGUGAAGGGCGGCAGCUCGAAGAAGUUGGCUAUGAGGGAAGUUCAACACGACUCAUGGGAUCCUGAAAGGUUGACCUAUGAGGAUGAGGUAGCUGACGACGACGGGGAAGAGGAAGAGGAAGAGCCCCCAUUGCCACUCAAGAAAUUGAAGAAACGUAGACGAUAG